Trifolium pratense (red clover) is the source of this 3696-nucleotide messenger RNA. Its product is annotated as leucine-rich repeat receptor protein kinase HPCA1-like. The coding region runs from base 585 to 3386 and encodes 933 amino acids. The transcript has 18 exons. Gene Ontology annotation, molecular function: protein kinase activity; ATP binding; protein binding. Gene Ontology annotation, biological process: protein phosphorylation. Lineage: Eukaryota; Viridiplantae; Streptophyta; Magnoliopsida; Fabales; Fabaceae. The record is from RefSeq and is a predicted model, not a curated record.
AAUAUUGAAAAAUGGUGUUGGUAUAUGCUGAUGCAAAUGAAAAUAAAUCAUUGUUUAAGUUGUUGAUUCUUUCCAAGUUCCAACAAUUAAAGUUUAUCUUUUAGUCAUAGCAUUUUCAUAGAAUGUUUUUUUAAAGAAGUUUUUCACAGGAUGAAAUCAGAAUUACAAAUACUAGCAAUAAUAACUAACCUCUAAUGUUGAGAGACAUUACUAGUUGAAAUAUAUUAAUUAAUAAUUAUAUUGAUAAUGUCUUGUGUGGUGGCUAUAUAGUGGCAAUAUUUUUUAUUUUUGAAGUUAAUACCAAAUCUAAUUCUACCUAAAAGCCAUUGACUUAGUAAAAUACAUUUGUUAGCAUACUAUCUUGAAUAGGCGUCUGCUAUAACAUUUUCAGUUGAUUUAGUUUUCUUUACUUGUUAAAAGAUUAAAGAUUAUACACUAUGGUUUCUCUUUAAUUAUUUCUUGAUCCUUCUUUGUUAGACUUAUAACAAUUCAAUAUCAGAAAAAUAUUUUGAUUCUAGAUUCAAUUCAAUAUACUUUGAUUCUUCAUUCAAUUCAAUAUCAGAUAAGUCUUUUGAGUAUAAUAUAUGGAACAGCAUCAUAGAGUGUUUCCUCUUCUGGUGCUUCUUCUUUUCCUAGUUGUGAUUGUUGCAUCACAGACAGAUAAUGGAGAUUUUACUGCUCUUUCAUCUUUGGUACAAUCAUGGAAAAACAAACCAUUAAAUUGGGUUGGUAAUGAUCCUUGUGGAAGUGGUUGGGAUGGAAUUCGUUGCACCAAUUCAAGAAUUACCGAAUUGAGACUAGCUGGCUUGAGUUUGGAGGGUCAGCUAUCUUCAGCAAUCCAGUCCUUAUCUGAACUUAAAACGCUGGAUCUUUCAUACAACACUGGCAUGACAGGAACAAUUCCACGAGAAAUUGGAAAUUUGAAAAACCUUGAUUCCUUGGCAUUGGUUAAUUGCGGUUUCUCUGGCCCUAUUCCAGAUACAAUAGGAUCUUUGAAGAAGCUGACAUUUUUGGCACUGAAUUCGAACAAGUUCAAUGGAAAUAUUCCGCGCUCUCUUGGCAAUCUAGCCAACCUUGAUUGGUUAGAUCUUGAUGAUAACGAACUGGAUGGGCCUAUUCCUGUCUCUAAUGAUCAAGGACAAUCGGGUUUGGACAUGCUCCUUAAGGCGCAUCACUUUCAUUUGGGGAACAAUAAACUCUCAGGUCCAAUACCAUCACAACUUUUUAGCUCCAGCAUGAUACUAAAACAUGUGCUUUUCGACCACAAUCAACUAACCGGCAGUAUCCCUAGCACCCUUAGCAGCCUUGUGAGCACAGUGGAAGUGGUGCGCCUUGACAAUAAUCAAUUAAGCGGUACAGUACCUUCCAGCUUGAACAAUCUCGAAAUACUUAGCGAGAUGUAUUUAUCUCACAAUAAACUGAGCGGCUCUCUGCCGGAUCUUACUGGAAUGAAUAAGCUCACCUACGUGGAUAUGAGCGACAAUAGCUUCAACUCUACUGAUAUUCCUUCAUGGGUUACUAGUCUGAAAGAUCUGACGACAGUAAUACUGAAGGACAACCAGCUCAGUGGCACAUUAAAUCUCAGCAAUGGCUUUACAAAAACUCUGCAACUUAUUGAUUUGCAGAAUAAUGACCUGACCGUCCUCGAGUUGGGAAGCCAAGAAUUGGACUUUGACUUGAGACUGGCUCAAAACAGAAUUUGUCUUGAAAAUGGAGUUUCUGAUAAGAGUUACUGCAAAGUUCCCCAAGCCAUUCCCUCAUAUUCAACACUGCCAAAUGGUUGCUCGCCUCCUUCGUGCAGUAACAAUCAGAUUGCCAGCCCUAACUGUAAAUGUGCAUUUCCCUAUAUUGGAAAUCUAUCAUCCAGAGCUUUUAGUGUCUCAAACUAUAGUGACACAAGUUACUACAAGGAUAUUGAGAAAACUCUGUUGGAUACUUUCCGAAAACAAAAUAUUCCGGUGGAUUCAGUUUCUCUUAGUAAUCCUAUCAAGGUUUCAGCUACUGAAAAUUUUCAGUUAACUCUUAGUGUCUUCCCAUCUCAAACCGAUCGUUUCAAUACAACUGGAGUUUCAACUGCUGCUUUUGUUCUUAGCAACCAAAUUUACACGCCUCCAGAUUAUUUCACCCCUUACAUCUUCAUUGGCAGUAGCUAUCAACAUUAUGGAGGAGAACCUAAAGGAUCAAAGUCAUCACAUACCGGGGCUAUAAUUGGUGCCGUAGUUGCUGUAUUGGUCUUUAUAGUACUGGCAAUCCUCAUAGGGUUAUACGUCAUUGGCAAAAAAAGAAGAGCAGGAUCUUCCGAGUUGAACCCUUUUGUAAACUGGGAACAAAACAAGAAUAGUGGAGCUGCUCCUCAGCUGAAAGGAGCGCGAUGGUUUUCAUUUGAUGACAUGAGGAAAUACACCAACAAUUUCGCUGAAGCCAACACUAUCGGAUCAGGAGGCUAUGGACAGGUUUACCAAGGUGCUCUUCCCAAUGGGGAAUUGGUUGCAAUCAAAAGGGCUGGAAAAGAAUCUAUGCAGGGAGCUGUUGAGUUUAAAACUGAGAUUGAACUUCUAUCAAGGGUCCAUCAUAAAAAUCUCGUUAGUCUUGUCGGCUUCUGUUACGAGAAAGGUGAACAAAUGUUGGUCUAUGAGUACGUUCCAAACGGCACUUUAAUGGAUAGUCUUUCAGGAAAAUCUGGGAUAUGGAUGGAUUGGAUAAGGAGGCUCAAAGUUACAUUGGGUGCUGCCAGGGGUCUGACCUAUCUACAUGAACUUGCUGACCCACCAAUCAUACACAGAGACAUAAAAUCAAGCAACAUCCUACUUGAUAAUCACCUCGUCGCAAAAGUUGCUGAUUUUGGUCUCUCGAAACUUCUUACUGAUAGCGAUAGGGGCCAUGUUACUACUCAAGUCAAAGGAACAAUGGGAUACUUGGAUCCUGAAUAUUACAUGACACAACAAUUGACAGAAAAGAGUGAUGUAUAUAGCUUUGGAGUGCUAAUGCUGGAACUAGCAACAUCAAGAAAGCCAAUAGAGCAAGGAAAAUAUAUUGUAAGAGAGGUAAUGAAGGUAAUGGAUACAUCAAAAGAGUUAUACAACCUUCAUUCCAUUCUUGAUCAAAGUCUACUCAAAGCGUCGAGACCAAUAGGUUUAGAAAGGUAUGUAGAGCUGGCAUUGAGGUGUGUCAAAGAAUAUGCAGCUGAGAGACCUUCAAUGGCCGAGGUUGCAAAAGAGAUCGAAAGCAUAAUCGAGCUUGUUGGAGUGAAUCCGGAUUCGGAAUCAGCUCCAACAACAGAAACUUAUGUGGAUGCUGGUGUAGGGGAUGGUAAACAUCCUUAUGUGAAUGAUGAUGAGUUUGAAUAUAGUGGAAUGUUUCCAACAAUAAGGGUAGAUCCUCAAUGAGUUUUUGUAUGUUUUGUUUUGUAAAGUUUUUCACUCUUCAGAUGAAAUCAUUGAAGUCUAGGUGUGUCAAUUUUGGAUUAAUUCACUGUAAAAAAUGAUGAUAUUUCAACAAAAAAUAUCUAUAUUGAUUGGUUUUCAUGGCAUGGAGAGUGUAUUGUUAACAUUAACAAUUGCUUUGCCUUAAGGGAAGAAGAAAAAUGGAUUCCAGAUUGUAAUUUGUACUCUAGUCAUGCAAAUAUUCUUGUGAAUUUUUUAAUUGCUUGUAAUAUAUUUGAGAUUGAAGAUUGAAUUUUCAAAAGAGAGUUUUUUA